Messenger RNA from Neofelis nebulosa (Clouded leopard), 2729 nucleotides. It is a transcript of the gene ELOC, whose product is annotated as elongin C. The coding region runs from base 765 to 1055 and encodes 96 amino acids. NCBI's taxonomy places the organism in Eukaryota, Metazoa, Chordata, Mammalia, Carnivora, Felidae. Gene Ontology annotation, cellular component: elongin complex. The transcript has 3 exons. The record is from RefSeq and is a predicted model, not a curated record. Gene Ontology annotation, molecular function: protein-macromolecule adaptor activity. Gene Ontology annotation, biological process: ubiquitin-dependent protein catabolic process.
CUUAAAUACAUAGCUGCCAUAGAUAGUGAUUCUUGUGAUGCAUCUGGGCAAAGUUAACUGAAAACCUUCUGGAAAAGGUUCACCAUUCUAGAUGCCAUUCAGAGCACGUGUGAUUCAUGGAAAGAGGUCAAAAUACAAACACUAACAGGAGUGUAUAAAAAGUGGAUUCCAACCCUAAUGGAUGACUUUGAAGGGUACAAGACUUCAGUGGCGGAAGUAACUGCAGAUGUUCGGUAGAAAUAACAAGAACUUGAAUUAGAAGUGGAGCCUGAGGAUGUGACUGAAUUGCUACAAUUUCAAGAUAAAACUUUAACAGAUGAGGAGUUGCAUCUUAUGGAUGAGCAAAGAAAGUAGUUUCAUGAGAUGGAAUCUACUCCUGGUAAAGAUACUGUGACAGUUGUUGAAAUGACAAGAAAGGACUUAGAGUAUUACAUAAACUCAGUUGAUAAAGCAGUGGCAGGGUUUGAGAAGAUUGAUUCCAAUUUUGAGAGAAGUUCUCCUGGGGUCAGAUGCUGUCAAAUAGCAUCACGUACUACAGAGAAAUCGUUCCUGAAAGGAAGAGUUGAUCAAUGCUGCAAAUUUCAUUGUCUGAUUUUAUAUAAUUGCCACAGCCACCCCAGCCUUCAGCAACCACCACCCUGCUCAGUCAGUGACCAUCAACAUCAAGGCAUGAACCUCCACCAGCAAAAAGAUUACUACUCACUGAAAGCUCAGACAAUGAUGGAGAAGAGAAAACCUACGGCGGCUGUGAAGGCCCCGAUGCCAUGUAUGUCAAAUUGAUAUCUUCGGAUGGUCAUGAAUUUAUUGUAAAAAGAGAACACGCACUAACAUCCGGAACAAUAAAAGCCAUGUUGAGUGGCCCAGGUCAGUUUGCUGAGAACGAAACUAAUGAAGUCAAUUUUAGAGAGAUCCCUUCACAUGUGCUAUCAAAAGUAUGCAUGUAUUUUACCUACAAGGUUCGCUACACUAACAGCUCCACGGAGAUUCCUGAAUUCCCAAUUGCACCUGAAAUUGCACUGGAACUGCUGAUGGCUGCGAACUUCCUAGAUUGUUAAAUAAAAUAAAUUAUAAUAAACUGUUAACUUUUUUCAGUAUUUAAUACCUGUAGUUCAGUUAGUAAUUUUUUCAUAUAUAGCAUGUUGCCUGUGUGCAGUUGAACUUUAAAGUUCAUUGCAAAGCAGAUUAUCUUCUGUUCUUUUGCAUAGCAAUCAGAGUUGAAAUUUGUUUGCUACAUCAACAAAUUGAGGACAUUUUCACAAAUUGAGAAAUAAACAAAUAUGCCAAUUCGUAGGUGGUUUUGCCUUAUCCUUUGGAUGUGAUUUUUAAAAUUAGAGCAGUGAUGAUAUAGUAAAACUGAAAUUUAAGCAUAAAUGAACACAUUCUACAGGUAAAUAAUGGGGCUACGUAUUUUUGUGUUUUUAGUGUUUUUUUUUUAAAAAAAAAAAAACAAAAACCUGAUCUUGUAGCCGUUGUUAGCAUUACUAGAGUUAUGCAAAUAAUUGCAUUAUAAACAUGUUUAUAACUUAGCCAAAACAUUGAUUUUUAUAACUGUCAAAGACAUAAGAGUUGAAAUUUCUUAUGUGUCUUUUGAUAAACUGCAGUAUUGUUUAAGUGUAUCUUGUCUUUUUGUUUAUUGCUGCAAUUUAAGAACUUUAUUUAAAAGCAGUUUUGGAAGAUUACUAGGCACAGCUUUUGAAGCAAUCACUUUUUGAACCGGUAGCCACAUGGUCAACAAGUAAACUACAUGAUUGAUUACAUGUGCAUUGUGCAUUUUGGCCAAUCCAAAGUACUGUACCUGCAUUGACUAUAAAGCUUCCUUUGCAAUAUUCUUACAUAGUCCCUUGUUGUGACUGCACUUCUGAUUAUUUAAAUAUGUUUUAAAAGACUCAUUAUGGACUUUAAUCGGCUCUUAAAAGCUAGACUUUUCAGAACUAUUCUAGUCUUCCUCCAACAAGCUGAAAUGUUAUAAAAGAUUAAAAACAUGGAGAGAUGCAGUGCAAAUCUUAUCAUGUACUUUGAUAUAGUAUAUGAAUUAUCUUCUAUUAAUUAAAAUAUGUCCCAAUAAGUAUGAUGCCCAUAAUCUGUGGGUCUUCUACUGAAAUCAGAUCUACAAAGAGGUCAUUCAGCUUUUAUACUAAACAGAAAAACUAUGACAGAGCACCUCUGCUUAGGCAUGAGAAAAGAAGUACUGGAGUGGGUUUAUUAUUAUCUCUAUCUUAGUGGUAAGACCAAACUAUCAUUAUAGGAGAUAUAUAUUUAAGCCUUCAGCUUAGUUCUUUAAGACUGAUUUAAUAUGGACCAGUUUUUCUGGAACCUACAAAAAACAUAACCAAGAUCUGUAAGUAAUUUUUCCUCAUAGAAGACCUAACAUUGUACUUUCCAGCUUACUGAAAGCAAUUAAAUGUGUUAAUUGCAUAUAUUUUAGUAACUUCUCAAGACAUACUGGUACAUAUUUUAGUAUAGAAGACUAUCAAGUACAAGAAUUAUAUUCUAUCUACUUGCUGACAAAUAAUGUCAAAAACCUAAAUGAUGAUUCUAAAGGUCAAAGUGACAACUAGAAUAAAGUUUAACUUUGACCAGUUUUAGUAGGUUACUUUAUGUGUUAGAUCCAGAAGUAACCUUAAGUUUAAGAUAUUGAAGUAGAACUGAAAGAUUAGGAAAAACUGUAUAUCUUGCGGCAAAUGAUACUUGCAUGUUAAUAAAGGCUCUUGACUGAAAGGUUUGAUGAA